This is a messenger RNA of Sardina pilchardus (European sardine), 1576 nucleotides long. RefSeq names its product BAR/IMD domain containing adaptor protein 2 like 2a (gene baiap2l2a). NCBI's taxonomy places the organism in Eukaryota, Metazoa, Chordata, Actinopteri, Clupeiformes, Clupeidae. The transcript is spliced from 14 exons. Gene Ontology annotation, cellular component: nucleoplasm; cytosol. The record is from RefSeq and is a predicted model, not a curated record. Gene Ontology annotation, molecular function: protein binding. Bases 119 to 1447 code for a protein of 442 amino acids. Gene Ontology annotation, biological process: actin filament bundle assembly; actin crosslink formation; positive regulation of actin filament polymerization.
UUGCAAACAAGUGUCUAAUGCUCGGCGGUGUUACCAUAUAGAACACACAUCAUUGUUACAUUGUUUUACAUUGUUUGUCUGUUUGUUUAUUUUGGGGGCUGUGCAAAGAAAAGUCAAAAUGUCAAGUGCAAAUCUUGACCAGUUACACCGAUCAACAUUGGGCGUUUAUGAGAGCCUGCUUGACCAGUUCAACCCAGGCUUACAGAGGCUGGUUGCACUGGGUAACACCUACAUCCAGGCCUUUCAAGCUCUUGCUUCCACCAGUGAGGAGUACUUCCAUGCUCUGGGCAAGAUGGGGGAGCAAGCUCUUCGCACUCUCUCCUCUCGCUCACUAGGUGAUGUCAUCACCCAGAUCGCUGAGAGCCAGAGGAGGCUGACCAAUGAGCUGGACGGAAUGUUCCGCUGGUUCCACAAUGAGGUUCUGCGAGAGAUGGAGAACAAUGUGAAUCUGGACAAGGACUUCGUAUCAGGCAGCAGGCGGCGCUAUGAGAUGGAGGUGCAUAACCAGAGGCAGCAGAGGCGUGGCCAUCAGGAUAUUGCUGAGUUGACACAUUUCCUGCGGGAGAGUCAGAAAGAUGCUCUGAAAGAGGAGGAGAGGAGGUAUCGCUUUCUGGCAGAGAAGCACUGCAACCUCUCUCUUACCAUAGCCCAACUCAUGAACAAGACAGGGGGCGCUCUACACCAGAGGGCACAGCAAUGGGGCGAUGUCGUCAAUCAGACCAGAGCCCCGCGACCACGGACCCCAUCACGCAUGGAGCAGAUGGGGAUGAGAGAGGAGGAGAGAGGCCAGCAGUGGAACAGAAGGGACGAACAACCUUUGGGAAGACUGCCAUCUAGAGGCCCCUCUCCUGAGCCCAUGCGAUCUCGCUCUGGCUCGCUGGGGGAUGCGCUUGGCGGCGGUCGCCUGAUGAGGGCGCUAGUGUCCUGCCGGCCCUCCUCCAAUAAUCCCACACAGCUGCCCUUCAGCACGGACGAGCUCAUCACCGUCCUGGUGCCCGAGCCCCGCAACGGCUGGCUGUACGGCAGAGGACAGAACAGCACACGUCAGGGCUGGUUUCCUGCUUCCUAUGUAGAACCGUUGGACCAGGCUCCUAGACCCCCACCCCAAAGUGCUGGAAUGAGAACAAGUCACAGCAUGAGCAACCUGCUCGACCAAUCAGGAGGCGGAGGUCAAGGAGUUGUCCCGCCCCCAGCCCCACCUCUGCCAUCUGCAGCCAAUCAGAUGUAUCCCACCACGCCCUCUCUGCCAUCUGCAGCCAAUCAGAUGUAUCCCACCACGCCCUCCCUAGACAGGCGUUCCGAGCAGCAGCAGAAACCAAGAUCUGAGGACUAUGGGAUAAAACCAGAUCUGUUUCCACGAGGCACUAACCCCUUUGCUACGGUGAAACUGAAACCCACGGUGACCAACGAUAGGUCUGGUGCUCGGACCCCGGGCCGGAUCAUCUGAUCGUCACGGUGACCAACGACAGAUCUGCUCGCCGGAUUUCCAGAUUCAUUAUUAUGAUCCACCAUUACAGCCAGAUUGUUUAUGCGUGUGUGUGUUUGGGUGUGUGUUGUGUGUGUUUGUGUUCGUGUG